This is a messenger RNA of Peronospora matthiolae, 3828 nucleotides long. NCBI's taxonomy places the organism in Eukaryota, Oomycota, Peronosporomycetes, Peronosporales, Peronosporaceae. The record is from the annotation of a GenBank genome assembly.
AUGUCGUCCACCAUCAACGCCUCCAUUGAAAAGUUCAACGGAGACAAUUACGCAACGUGGAGCCGGUACAUGCGCGGUGUGUUUUUGACGAAGUCCGUCUGGCACGUCGUCAACCGUGAAGUGACUCCGACUUUCACCGACCCGCGAGCGUCCGAUGACUACGUCAAGGCAAGCAACGUCGCGUUUGGUAUGAUGCUGCUGCACAUGAACGCGGACUACCAUCAUGGGCUGGACAACUGCGAGGAAGCCUGGGUUUCGUGGACAAGUCUGAAGACGCUGUACGGUGGGUCGCAGAAGGCAGGACGCAUCUACCUCAAGCUACAACUUUUCAGUAUCAAGAUGGAUGAAGGCGCGAACGUCAUGCAUCACUGCAACGAGGUCCUCAACAUCUCCUCCAAGCUUAGCGGCAUCGGUGCGAAGAUGGAAGACGAAGACGUUGCAAUUUGUCUGCUACUCAGUCUUCCGAAGAGCUACGAAAAUGUUGUGCUCAACAUGGAAAUGAGCAGCACCGAGCUUCGCACUCAAGAUGUGGUGAGAGUCCUGACGAAUGAGCAUGCCAAGCGUCAAGGAGAAAAAGGGACAACGACAGCGACUACGGUGAAGGCUGAAGAUGCAAGCAAGGCAUUCAGCGCCGAGCGUGAGCCCUACCAAUGCACGUAUUGUGGCAAGGUGGGACACACGGUGGAUCGUUGCUGGACAAAGCAGAAGAACGAAGGCAAUGGCUACGAUCGAGUGGCGUUUGCAGUCUCGUUCGAAUGUGGAGUUUCGACGAGCAAGGACGUGUCUGGAAUGUGGGCGGUCGACAGUGGUGCAACGCACCACAUUUGCCACGACAAGACCAAGUUCGCAAGUUUGGCAGAGCGCAAUGAGGGCGAACUCUUGGUGGCUGAUGGCAACAAGGUGGCCAUCAAGGGUGUGGGAACCAUCAUGGAAAAGGUGGUUCUGCCCAACGGUGAAGAGCGUGAGAUCGAAAUCAAGAACGCGCUAUAUGUUCCAAGUAUGAGCAAGAACCUGCUCUCGGUGCCACAGAUUAACAGCCAUGGCAAGUUUCAAGUCGUGUUUGACGGGUCCAAGAUGUAUGUGACUCUCAAGAACUCACAGCAAGUGGUGGCGACAGCGGAUCUCGUGGAUGGACUCUACUGGCUUCGGACGACUCAACGAUCAGCUAAUGUGACAACAAGUGGAACCAGUUGUGCCGAUCUACAUGCGAGAAUGGGUCAUGCUCCAGUCGACGUGCUUUGCAAGAUGGUCUCCAACAACAUGAUCAAAGAUGUGGGAGUACCUCUCGAGUCAAGUGGAUCAGGUACAUAUCGAGGAUGUCAGCAAGGGGAAAUGGUCCAAAAACCAUACCCAAGCAAUCGUGACAAGCGCAGCUACGAUACGUUUGAGCUACUUCAUCUGGACAUCUGCGGACCCAUGGAAAAGGAUUCGCUCGGUGGCAGCAAAUAUUUGCUGCUGAUCAUCGACGAAGCCAGUGGAUGCAUGAAGGGCUUUUGUCUACGAGUGAAGUCCGAGAGUGAAGACUACAUCCGGAAAUAUAUCACCAUGGUACAGACGCAAUUCUGUAAGAAGGUCAAGUUCGUGCGACACGACGGAGCUCGCGAGUUUGCAACCAACUCGCUUCAACUGUUCUACGAAGACGAAGGCAUUGAACAGCAGACAACGGUGCCGUAUGCACAUCAAACAAACGGAACAGCAGAGCGUGCCAUUAGGACUAUUGUCACGAUCGGCCGCAGCAUGCUUCAUCAUGCCAAACUGGACAAGUGUUUCUGGGCCGAAGCAGCGAUGACGGCCAUCUACGUCAAGAAUCGACUGCCGUCACCUAAAGUCGUGCACAAGACCCCGUUUGAGAUCGUCUACAACUUGAAACCAAGCGUCAAGCACAUGCGAACAUUCGGGUGUCAGACAUACAUACUGACGCCUAAAGAGAAUCGACUCAAGUGGGAUCCAAAGGCUCGCGCUGGCAUAUUCGUGGGCUACGAAGAAGUUUCGAAGGCAUAUCGUGUUUAUGACAUCGAGGCGGGGCAGGUGGUUAUCAGCCGCGAUGUCAACUUCGACGAGUCCACCUAUGGACUUCAACUGCCGAUCACUGAUGAAGAUGUCGAUGACCUGGACUUCGAAUUGCUGGAUCUUGAUGACGAAGAGCUGCGUCAAAUGGAGUACAAGCAAACAGGCAAGCGCAAGAACCGACUCAAUGAUGAAGAUACAGCAGCUCCACGACCGCGUGCAGUGCGUCAACGACCAGGACUAGAAGAGUCAAGCGCGCCGGAAAACAACUCGUCACGCCAAGAAGAAGACGAAGAAACGAAGGAUUCUGGUGAUUCAACACCGCCUGUGUUUUGGCGUGCGAGUGCAAAUGCCGUUGAAGCAGCAGUGGACUUAUCAGAGCCCUCAACAUUUGAAGCAGCAGUAAGCGGCCCUGACCAAGUGCACUGGAGAAAAGCAAUUCAUGCAGAGCUCGAGUCAAUGCGACUUCGCGGUGUGUUUCGUGCAGCCAAGCUGCCCAACGGACAACGCGCCAUUGGCACAAAAUGGGUGUUCAAGAUCAAGCGCAAGGCGGAUGGGUCAAUCGAGAAGUACAAGGCACGACUUGUGGACAAGGGUUUCCGCCAAAAGUAUGGCAUCGACUACACGGAGACGUUUUCGCCCGUGGUCAAGCAUGUGACGCUGCGAAAGAUGAUCGCAAUUUCCAAGCAUUUUGGAUGGCCCAUCGACCAGCUUGAUGUGAUGACAGCUUUCCUGUAUGGCGUCAUGAAGGAACAAGUGUUCUGCGUGAUUCCUGAAGGCGUCGAACUUGACAUGCCAGGCUUCGACCCAUGUCUCUACAUCAAGACUUCGGACGGCCAUUGCGUGUUUAUACUGGUCUAUGUGGAUGACGUGUUGGUGACAGGAAGCUCACCCAAGUUGAUUGCACACACCAAGGAAGACCUGAAGACACGCUUCGAGAUGACUGAUAGCGGCAAGUGUGCAUUUGUUCUUGGAAUUGAGCUUUUGGACGGUGAAGAUGGCAGUGUGACACUAUGUCAGCGUCGGUAUGUCGAUGAUAUCCUCAAGCGCUUUGGCAUGGAUGAUUGCAAGGCAGUCGCAAGUCCAGUCGACAUGAGCUCUCGACUUGUUUCAAGUGAUGCAACUACCAAGGUCGAUGCUCCUUUUCGCGAAGCUGUUGGUGCGUUGAUGCACCUGACCACUGCAACGCGUCCGGACAUUGCGUUUGCUGUGGGCUAUGUGUCGCGGUUCAUGGAAAAUCCCCAAGAAGAACACUGGGUUGCAGUUAAGCGUAUCUUUCGCUACCUACAAGGCACCAAGACGCAUGGAAUUUGCUACAAGCCAAGUGCAAGGAUCGACUUCCGUGGAUAUUCGGAUGCGGAUUGGGCUGGUGAUCUUACCGACCGUAAGUCAACAUCGGGGUACACGUUCAUGCUACUCGGUGCGCCAGUCAGUUGGGGCAGCAAGAAGCAGCCAACUGUUUCGUUGUCCACGACUGAAGCUGAAUACAUCGCACUCAGCUUGGCGAUUCAAGAGGGCAAGUGGAUUCAUCGUCUGCUUUGUGAGAUCGUGAUGGCUGCCAAUGAAGAAGGACCGGAACUCAUGAUUCAUGAAGACAAUCAGUCAUGUAUCAAGAUGACGAAGAACCCAGUCAACCACGGCCGUGCCAAGCACAUUGAUAUCAAGUACCAUCACAUCCGUGAUGAGGUCAAGCGCGGUGAAGUGAAGCUCAAGUACUGUGAAACUGCGGUGAUGUUAGCGGACAUCAUGACGAAGGGACUUCAUGGACCACGCCACAAGGAGAUGACGACGGCUCUCGGGAUUCGUGAGCAUUCGGAUUGA